Messenger RNA from Lathyrus sativus (Indian pea), 537 nucleotides. The record is from the annotation of a GenBank genome assembly. NCBI's taxonomy places the organism in Eukaryota, Viridiplantae, Streptophyta, Magnoliopsida, Fabales, Fabaceae.
AUGGCAGAUUCCGAGAGUCCAGCUGGCGGUGGCCACGACCACGAGAGUGGCGGCGAACAAAGUCCACGUGGCUCUUCCUCUGCUGCGCGUGAACAAGAUCGUUUCUUGCCUAUAGCUAACAUUAGCAGGAUCAUGAAAAAGGCUCUGCCUUCCAAUGGAAAGAUUGCUAAGGAUGCUAAAGAUACAAUGCAGGAAUGUGUGUCCGAAUUCAUCAGUUUUAUUACCAGCGAGGCUAGUGAGAAAUGCCAAAAAGAGAAGAGAAAGACCAUUAAUGGAGAUGAUUUGUUAUGGGCAAUGGCUACUUUAGGAUUUGAAGACUAUAUAGAACCGCUUAAGGUGUAUCUAGCAAGAUACAGAGAGUUAGAGGGUGACAGUAAAGGAACAACUAUUAGAGGUUGUGAUGGAUCUGGUAGACGAGAUCAAGUUAGCCCCGGAGGACAAAAUUCGCAGCUUGUUCAUCAGGGUUCUAUGAACUAUAUGGGUUCCCAGGUGCAUCCGCAACAUCUGGUUUUGCCUUCCAUGCAAAACCAUGAAUAG